GUGACGUGCGCUCUCGAUCUUUUUAUCAGGCGUUGUUUCGUCUGCUCCAGCAUCUCAUACGAAAAUACUUGAGUGGAGAAAACACAAAUAUUCUCGAGGAAAAGAUAGAUUUUGUUUUUACAAACUGAUUGUUGGAGCACAUCUUACAGAGGAGAGCAGUAAAAAACAACAAGUGACAUUGUAUGUCUAGCUGAUUUUCAACAGGUUUCGGGGUUGAGCGACAUAUUGCCAAGAUGUACACAAGACACUUAUUGUGUGCUGCUGUCUGCACACUUUUCAUUCUUAUCACACAUGCCCAACAAGACGCAACCGCUUUGUCACCAGGCCCAGCACUGAACGGCGAAGACGAUGACGGGACGUCACCGCCAAAAAUCAUGACACAGUCGGAUCCGUACUUGGUAUUUAUACCCAAAGCACCAGUCGAGAUCGUAUGUCAAGCAGUGGGAAUUCCAGAGCCAGAAUACCGAUGGGAGAAAGAUGGAGAAGAUGUGGAUUUGUCAAAGUACCCGUUAAGAGGUGGUAACUUGUACUUGGCAAAGCCAAGCUACAGGGAAGAAGGCAUAUACAGAUGCUUUGCUCAUAACCAGUAUGGUGUUGCCAUCAGCUCCAAGAUUGAAUUUGUUAUGGCAUUCACGGAUUCCUUUUCAGACGAACAAACCAUCCAUACGUUCACCAGGGGUGAUGCAGCUACCAUCCCUUGCAACAACAGGGAGAGCGUGCCCAAACCCUCUGUUUUCUGGACGGACGACUCCAAUCCAGGUCAGAAGAUCGUGCUGAACAACCGAGUCAGUGUGGAUCCUGAGAACAACCUGCGCUUCUCCAACAUCGCUCUAGAAGACAUGAAGAACUAUCAGUGCAACAUCAAAAACGAUUUGUUGCGUGUACAGCACCUUUCAUCUAUCAAGGAGGUAGUUGUGAGAAAUGUGGAAAACGUUGUUGGCAGGCCAGCGUCUCUUGUGUACACUCCACCAUCAACAGUGGAUGCGUUCCGCACAAAGGAACUCCGCGUCAAAUGCAUGGCUGAGGGAUUCCCUACACCAUCAAUCACUUGGUCCAAGGAGGGUGAGGAGCUGCCAGCUGAACGCACAGAUUAUGAAAGCUAUGGCCAGACUCUUGUCAUCAAAGACAUCAUUGCCACCGAUGCAGGAACCUACACGUGCUCUGCCAGCAAUGGGGAGGGAACUCCGACCAAGUUUUCCACCACAGUCGUCGUAAAGGCUUUCCCAUACUGGGAGAACAAGCCAGAGGACGUGAACGUGGUAAUCAACGACUCAGGUGAACUGGAUUGCCAAGUGGCUGGUGUCCCGCUGCCUGCCGUUACAUGGCUUAUCAACGGUGUACCUUCAGGUGAAGCAGAACCAAAUCCUCGUCGAACCAUCACUGAAGGAGCAGGAAGCGGCCGUGUUUCCAUUGUAGACGCUGUACCAGAAGACAGUGCCGUGUUCCAGUGUGUAGGGAUGAAUGAGUACGGAGAGGUAUCUGCAAGUGGCUUUGUCAAUGUACAGUCUAUCCCAGCCGAAAUAAGCGACGCACCACAGGCAAAUUUUAUAACUGUUGAACAGAAGAGCAUUGAACUUGUAUGUGCCGGGCAGGGAUCACCCAAACCAGUGGUCUCAUGGAUAUUCAAAGGGGAAAAGCUGGAGACUGGUGGUAAAUACGACAUAGUUGAAGAUGGGAAUUCUGCCUUGACGUCUAGCACCCUGCUUGUAACGGGGGCAGUGGUUGACGACAGCGGUGAAUAUACCUGUAGUGUCAGCAACGGCUUCGGUGAAGUACCAGCCUACUCUAGAGUCACAGUCAGAAUGGGCACUAAGAUCAUCAUCGGCCCACAGAAGACAAUCACAGUGGUGGAAGACCAGGACGCCGUCAUCUCAUGUGAGAUAGAACACGACGCUGCUCUCCCCGUUGAGGUCACCUGGACUCGUGACAUCGGAGACGGCCCCCAGGUGUUGGACCUGAAAGUGAGUGGCGGACGCUUCAAGCCGGAGCGCCCUGGCUCGGACAACUUGAAGGUGUUGGAGACCAAAGUGCAGGAUACUGGUCGGUACACCUGUAAGGCAGUUACCUCCAUGGAUGAAGUGGAAGAUUAUGCAGAACUCAGUGUUCAAACUCUUGCCGCAGCGCCGUCCAAUGUGGUCGUUACUCAGCGAGCGGAUGACUCUGAUACGAUGGCCGCACUGGAAUGGGACGUUGGAGACGAUGGUAACUCUCCCAUCACUAAUUUCAUCAUCUCCUACGAGACGGACUGGAGCGACCUCGGAUGGCAAGAGAUGAAAACAAUCCCGGCCGCCUCUACCAAGACCUCGUUGGACCUCUCCCCAUGGGUCACCUAUCGCUUCCGGGUUGUGGCUGUUAAUGCCAUCGGUAACUCCGAGCCUAGUUCACUGUCACAGGAUUAUGUAACCAGCGCUGCAGCACUGACCGAAGCUCCAGAAAAUGUUGUUAUGGAACCCACGGAUCCAGGAAAGAUGAGAGUGGAGUGGCCCGAGGUGCACCCUUAUGAUCAGAACGGUCCUGGAUUCAAGUAUGUCAUCAGAUGGAGAGAGCCUGGAACCGAGGAAUGGCUAACAGAAGAGAUAGACGACUACCAGACCACUAGUUAUGUGAUUGACAGUGGCUCUAACUACAAGGAGCUGGAAGUUGAGGUUAUGUACAAGAACGAUCUCGGCCCUGGGCCAGCAUCGUCUGAAACUGGCUUCACCGGGGAAGGAACGCCGACUGAUUCUCCUAAGAAUAUUCAAGUUAGUGCCGAGGACACCCCUGGAGUGGUUGUGGUAACAUGGGAUGAGAUUCCACCAGAGUCUAUCAACGGAAAACUCCAAGCUUUCUUGGUUUACUACUCGAUGGCGGAUGCUCAAGCUCAGGGCCAGGAGCCAGCAGAAUGUCCCCCUAAUGCUGACUGCCGUGUGAGCGGCCUCACACCCUUCCAGACCUACUCGUUCCAAGUAUCCGUCAAGAAUGGCCAAAAGGAAGGCCCCAAGUCAGAUGCUGUGGUCUUCCAACUUCCAGAAGGACCCGCUGGACCUGUGCUUGACCUGAAGGUACGUGCCUUAUCAGAUCGUCUGUACGUCACAUGGGGUGCACCAGCUCUACCCAAUGGUGUCAUAAGUGGAUACAACUUGAGCUAUUCUGAAGUUGAUGGUGACACAUUGGUUGACACUCAAGUAAAAGAGAUUAAGGGCAAGGAUACGACCAGCUUCAAGAUAUCCGCUAAACCCAGCACGUCUUAUCGCAUCGAGAUCUUUGCCAUCAAUGGAGCAGAAGGAGCAGGUGAUAAGGAAGAGAAGGAGGUUGAUACAAGACCGGGCGGAGUCCCAUUGGAGCCCGUCUUUGGAGAGGGUCAACUAAGCCCUGGCCUUGAGCAAAUCAACGUUACUUUCGUUCAGACAUCCUCAGGCCCUGCUGCCAACAGUUUCUAUGUCCUUUUCAAGGAAGCAAAACCUGACAACAGUACUGACGACGACGAGGCUGAUUUUGUGAAGUCUGGCUCGAUGGAUUUACUGGAUAGCUCUCUACUUAUUGUGAAGGGACUGAAGAGAAACACUGAGUAUGUUAUGCAGAUCGUGGCGGUCAAUGAUGACGGAUCGACCAAAGGACCAAAUCAGAGAGAGAAAACACUAGGCGGAGAAGCUGCAGUAGCUCCUCCUAUCUAUGUGAGAGGAUGGUUCAUUGCUCUACUCAUCAUCAUCGUAGCCUUGUUAUGUAUCCUGUUAGUACUGUGUAUCCUCAAGAGCCAGAGGGGUGGCAAGUACAAUGUGUCUGAUAAGGAGCAGCAGAGGAAAGGAGACAUUGAGAGCACACCUCUCAAGGAUGAUGGAGGAUUUGAGGAGUUCGAUCCCAACAAGGACAAUCCGGACGGUGAGCUCCCAAGAGGGUCACAGGGCAGUCUCCGUGACAGUGAACCAGGCAGCAGUGACACUGACAGCCUGAAGGAAUAUGCCGAUGGUGAACUCGGCAAAUUCAAUGAGGAGGGUUCCUUCAUCGGCCAGUAUGGCGACAAGAAACAGCGACCAGCUGACGAUGGCGAGCAGGGAGGUGCCGCUUACUCAACGUUCGUUUGAGGCAGCCACACCCGUUUCGGAGAAACGCUGUCAACAGAGUAUCUUAUUAAAAUAUGGGCAAAAGGGUAGGGAUUAACCGCCCAUUACUUCUUCUGACCCACCCCCUUUUUAGACAUUUUGAAUGGCUGGAACGUGCUGUGCUGUGUGAUGUGCAGAGAUGUUUGUUCUCUCGAUGGAGACAUGAAAAACGAUGGUUCCACAAGGUCACAUCUCUGAAAUUUCUUAUCCUUCUUUGUUUCCUUGUUGUUUCUUUGUUGUUGUUCUUUUUUAAAACUCAUUUGGCAACUUUGUGCUUGUUAGCUUUUAGAUGAUAAUGUUAAUCAUGAAGGGGUAUCAAAGCAACAUUCCUAGAGAAAACCAAAUCUUUAACCCAAAUUUUUUUGUUUUGGGGACUUGAUUUACCACAACAAAAUUCUUCAAAUUUCUUUCAAGUACCUGGUAAUCCUUAAACAGUUGUCCAAUUUUCUUAGGGUAUUUUUAUUUGUUAUUAUUUGAUGGGAUUUUCCAAAGUACUGAGGAUGCAGUACUAAGUAUGUAAAUUACGGCAAUGAUUUGUGUAAGUGAUACUUCUUUAACCAACACCAAGUCACGUCUGACAAACAUAUCAAUUCCUGAACCUGUAUUUUGUAAAAAAAUAAAAAAUAGACACACAUUCUUUUUUUAGCGUUAAUGUUAGCCGCUGUUCCGGCAGGCAUUUAUGAUUAUUUUGUAUUUAAAUGUUAACCUUUUGAAAGUGCAGCAUGGCAGCUUUUAGUUUAACUGUAAACAAAAUAUCUAAAUAAAAAUAAAAACAAAUAAAAAUAUUAGAAUAUAUGGUCCCUUUGAACUGAACAAAAAUCCUGUGCUUAAGUUCUGAUAAUUCUAAAGCGGUAAAAAUUCAGAGAGCUGAUGGAUUUCAGUGUUGUCCAUUUUGACGACUUUUGUCAUUUUGCACUUUACCAAAGUGAGCACUGUAGUUGGGUAGGCUGUGCACCUUAGCAAGACACCUGCGUUAUGCAUGGCAUGGGGGCUAUUUCUAAUACAUGUAGUGCAUCAUUUAGAGGGUGGUAGCUUUUCCUGUAUUUUUUAUAUUAAUAUCACGAUGUGGUUUAUAAAUUGAUGCGAUGUUAAAAUACCUACACAAAGUUUCUGUGGUAAAUAGAAUCUGACUUUUUUUCUGAGCACCGAGAGAGUUUUCACAUAGCACAGUUUGUUCGAUCCUUUAGUCACAGGAGACUCGUUAUGAAGCUGGCACUCAACCUAGACUGGUACCAUGUAUUAACCCCCAAUGUCACCUGUGGUUUUCUACAUGGGACAGUUGAUAUUGAAAUCUACUUCAUGACUAAAAGUUUGCAAAAUCAUUCAGCAGCUUUAAAAAAAAAUAAAAACCCCACAAAUACAAAAAAACAGGAAAACUAUGUUUGAAGAACUUUAACAGAAGUGUUGGUCCAGAGUUCCCUUCCACACAGUUUCAUUUUGCUGAGCAUGCUUACAGAAAAUGCAGGAAGGGAAUUAAGAAAUGUUAAUGGUGCUUAUGAAAUAAUAAAGCGCCUUGUAGAUUGUAAUACAGCAAGAACUUAUGUAAAAAGUGCAAACAAUGUAGUGUUCAAUUAAGUGUAGUACCCUGACUGCUAUUCAACUGCCAUCAAAGAGUAACAAGGCAGUGUAUAUAGCAACCAGGCUAAUUAAGAUAAGUAACACGUCUUAGAAAUAUUUUAAAGCUUAGUAAAACUGGUUUUGAAAUUUGGUCUUCGAAACACUUGCUUGUUUUCUCAAUAAUACUUGGCAGCAUGCUAAAACUGGUGACCAGCUUUUAAGUCUACUUGGUAGUUCUUGUGUGACUUGGUUAUCAUUGUGGAUGUAUCAAGAUGUGGUGGUAGCAAAGUACCAGUGCCUGGAGAAAGUAGGCACGUGGUCAUCGGAAGCAAAUGAAACAAAACGGCUGUGACAGAAAUUUGUUCUCCGUUGUUUCUCGGUUGUCACAGAAAGAAAGAAAAAAAUCUGUGAGUUUUAAGACGUUAGCUUUUUGAUAACAAAAGGAAGAUAGAAAAAAAAAAGAUGAAUUUGUGUAGCCUUUUGGCACAAGCGAGUUACUAAAGUGGUUUGUUGUUCACUCACAAGAGUGUGCAGUAUAAUUGUGUACCUAACUUUACAAUACCAUCCAUACACAAGUUAAAUGUACAUGUACUUAGCUGUAGAAUCUUGUAUAAUAUUAUGUACCGUUAUGCUGUAUAUGACUUAGUGUAGCAUAGCUAUGUCGUAUUUUACUAUGUGCAUUCAUCUUGUAACGGAGCCAGAAUUCUUGAGGAUUUAAAAAAAAAAAAAAAAAAAUCCACUGUUUUAAUGUACCAGUAAUAUCUAUAUUGAUAAUGGUUUAACACACUAAGUAGAACCACUUUUAGCUUAGAGACGUGUGUGCAUAUAUGCAGAGUUGUAUGAUAUUCUAAAAGCCCCAUUUGUUUGGUCUCUAUUUGCAUGUAGGGACCAGUGGACAAAUUGAAAGGUGUUUAUACUAUAUGAGUUUGCAAUUUAAAAUUUGCGAUUUGUUUUUUAAAACAGAGAUUGAGAAGAUGUGCUGUGUAGAUUAUAAGUAUUUUUUAUUACUCUUUUUGUCUUAAUUAUAUUUUAUUGCUGGUCUCUGCACUUGCCAAGCUAGGUUGAGGCUUAAGUAGAUGCAACAGUGAGGAUGUGUCCGAAACGGCGACUUCGGCUACAGCUACGGCUAGGACGUCUGCAUCUGCCUAUUCUUCAAUACUGGCACACGUGCUGAUCUAGCCGUAGCCGAACUCACCUGGUUUCUAUUGUGCAUAUUCUUGUAGUGUAAUAAAUUAACCAGAUUAGUUUUUACAAAGCUUUAAGUUAACCUGCAGACUUUAGGUGCAGAAGAACGUAUGUAAAAUUAAGUUAAGGAUUGAGAUUUUCCUCUCAAUCUGUCCCCUUCCCAUGAUGCAAUUGGGUGGGCUAUUUUUAGCCUCCCGUAAUGGGAAUGAAAGGAUGUUAAUUUUACAAUGCUCUUGUAUUAUACUGUGAUUUUUAUUACCUUUUAAAUUGAUCUUCGUUUUGUGACAUUCUAUCUUUGUUUAAUCCAGUUCUCCAUUCCCAAUUGUUUUUAAUUUUUUUUAUUUUAUUUUUUUAUAUUUUUUUUGGGGGAGGGAACUGAUGUUUGUUUUUAAUUUUAAUUUUAUGCAGCUUUUUGUCUUCUUCAUUCAUAUUCCUUGAAUUUGAGCAACCCAAAUUGUAGAUUUGGCAAAAUUGCUUUAAUGCAUACCAUCCAAGAAGCACUAAACGCCAAAGUGCCCCCAUAUAAUAAGCAUUUGAAUGAAAAUGAUUUGGGAGAAGUGUAAUUGAUUUUCUCAAAUUACUUUCAUUGUCUAGAAGGCGCCAUGAAAAUCAAAACAAAAACCAAAAUCAAGUUACCUUGUUUUAAUGAUGAGGUGAAUGGGGAAAGCUAUAACAACCUUAGACAAAUUGUUAAAACCAUAUCAAAACACACUCCAGUGAAAUGAGACAAGCUUUGAAUCAUAACGGAUUUCACUCUAGCCUAUAUAGCUACAUGUACAUCACCAUAUCUGUAUUAUUGUUAGGUUUUCUCACUAAACAGAUGUAUGUAAAGUUGCACUGUUUAAAGAAACACCAAAAUGUUACAGUAUUGUUUUAUGCAGAAUCCUCAUUUAAAUACCAUUAACCUUUUACAAGUUUUGGAAUUGUUAAAAUUCCUUUUGAACGGAUUCAUAAAUGCUUUAUGGAUAAUUAAACUAGUGUGAUAUCCCCAUUUAGCCUGGUUGAGGUAUGGUGGACAUGGCCAACAUGUUUAAAAAUGACUUAUAAAUGAAGUCGCUCUUAAAGUGAUUUGGUUUUGUCAGGAUAACUUAAUCAUUUUUAAAGUGGGUAAAAAUACAAAGUUGAUCUGUAUUGCAUGCUCUGAUGCUUAUAAAUUAUGGUUGAGCUGUAGAUAGUGAAUAUGAACGCUGGUCUAUGUUACUUGUACAUUUUUAAAAGUGGCGUUGAGUAAUUUGUUUAACUGAUUGGAAUGUAAAAGCUAUAGGGGAUUUAAAUCAAAGCUUACCAUUUUUUUUAAUCGAAUUUUCAAACCUGUACAAAUCACUUACUUCAAAGCUUGUAGAAAAAAAACUUUUGACUGGUUUUUCUUUCGAAUUAAUAUUUCUAUCAAAAUGAUAACGCUAAUUAUGCAGCUUUAAUAAAAGGCUAUUAAAUCAAUUUUAUUGUCACUUGUAGUUGUUGCAAAUCCAUUGUUAAUCAGUACUGUCAAAAAGGCUUUUUAUCUGGUGUUUAAAUAAAAUUAAAAUGUUGUUUAAAACACAAUUA
Messenger RNA from Asterias rubens (European starfish), 8366 nucleotides. Its product is annotated as neurofascin-like. The transcript is spliced from 26 exons. The coding region runs from base 234 to 4061 and encodes 1275 amino acids. Gene Ontology annotation, cellular component: plasma membrane. Gene Ontology annotation, molecular function: protein binding. Gene Ontology annotation, biological process: cell adhesion; axon guidance. The record is from RefSeq and is a predicted model, not a curated record. NCBI's taxonomy places the organism in Eukaryota, Metazoa, Echinodermata, Asteroidea, Forcipulatida, Asteriidae.